GUUAGAAACCAAGUCAUUCUCCAAAUGUGAACCCAUAUAUUUACACACCAUGAAAAUGUCAAGAAGCUUCUCUUCCACCUGCUGUGCUUUCCCCCACCGGGUGUAUGAGAGGAAACCCCUUCUCCGGUUUUGAGCACAGCCCCGUUUCUCUCCCGCUGUCGGGGGCUGCAUCUGUCCGAAGCCAACUUGAGCGGGGGUGCCGGUGUCGUGUCGCCCGGUGCCGGACAGAGGGGCGGCUCGGCAGCGGGAUGGCGGCAUCGGCCCGCUGGGUGCUGUGCCUGUGCCUGGGCUGGGGCUGCCUGUGCCUGGCGCUGGGGGACGUGCCGAAGGCUCGCCGGGUUGGGCUGCGGCGACGAGCUGCCCUGGCAGGAGCUCAGGGCGGCCGGGCCAGAGCCGUGGCAGGUGACUACAGCCUGGGGCAGCGGCGGCCAGAGCGGCUGCAGCCAGGGGACAAGGUAUCGGAGCACAUGCUGCGGCUCUACGACCAGUACAGCGGUGGGCAGGCGGCAGCAGCACGGCCCCAGGACCCGCCGGGGCUGCCCGCUCCCUACCUCCGCCGGGGCAACACGGUGCGCGGCUUUCGCCCGCUGGCUGCAGGGAGCCCUGGAAGCCAGGAGCUGUAUGUUUUUAACUUGACUUCACUCACCAAGACUGAAAAUAUCUUGUCAGCUUCAGUGUAUUACUAUAUCGGUGAUCUGCUGAAUGCUAAGUGGAACUGUUCACAAUCCAGAGGCUGUUCUCAUGGGCACAGAAAACCUGAAAUUCAAGUACAUCUUUCAGUUUGGACCUUUCCUUCUGUUGGGAACCAGACCCGGAGUCUGGGACGUUUCCUAAUAAAUGUCUCCAGUGCUUAUGGGGAUGUCCUUUCCUGGCAGUGGAAAGAUAUCACUCAGGUCCUGCACGAAGCAAAACAAAACAAUGAACUUCUGAUCAGUGUGAAAAUGGAUUUGACAAGCCAUCACCCGUGGAAAAGGGCACCUUCUUACUACGAACCUUACAUUCUGAUAUAUGCCAAUGACUCUGCUAUUUCAGAGCCAGAGAGCGUUGUCUCUAGUUUGCAAGGGCACCGUAAUCCUCUGACAAGGGUCUUUCCUAGGCCAGAACACCAUGUAAGGAGCAGCAGUGGGAAGCGGCGACGGAAACGCUCUACGAAUGUCCUGUUGCCGUUGCAGAACAAUGAGCUUCCAGGAGCUGAGUACCAGUACAAUGAGGAUGAGAGAUGGGAAGACAGAAAAUCAUACAAAACAUUCCAGCCACGUUUGGCAGAGAGGGCAAAGAGUAAGAAAAAGCAGAGGAAGAAUCAUCACCAGAAGAGCCAGACUCUGCAGUUCGAUGAGCAAACCUUGAAGAAAGCGAGGAGGAAGCAGUGGAAUGAGCCAAGGUAUUGCGCCCGGCGCUAUCUCAAGGUGGAUUUUGCAGACAUUGGCUGGAGCGAGUGGAUUAUUUCACCUAAAUCCUUUGAUGCCUAUUACUGCUCGGGGGAAUGUCAGUUCCCAAUUCCUAAGGCCUUGAAGCCAUCCAACCAUGCCACCAUCCAGAGUAUAGUGAGAGCAGUCGGAGUAGUCCCGGGCAUUCCUGAGCCUUGCUGUGUUCCGGACAAAAUGUCUUCUCUCAGCAUCUUGUUCUUCGAUGAAAAUAAGAAUGUGGUUCUUAAGGUGUACCCCAACAUGACAGUGGAAUCCUGUGCAUGCAGAUAACAUCUCAGAAGACCCUAUUGAAAUGCUAAGGUCCUGUGCAUACAGUCCCAGAAAUGAAGUGAGCUGAAGUACAUGGGACCUGUAUAAACUGGAAAGGAUUUGAGAAAAAUAUUCAGCAGCAAAUGCAUAGUUUGUCUGUAGUAGUUUGUAUAGUUUGUCUGCAUCUGAGCAAGAGACAGAGCUGCAUAAAAAGUGGCUCUGUCCCAGGGUCAGCCUCUCCUCUCUGUCUCAUCUGUAAUAUGUGAACAACAAGUACAAUUCAGAAUGAAGAAUCUGGACUGCUGUAAGGAAUGUCACUAUAAAAAGAGAAUGUAUUGAACUGUCAGUUUAUUUAUCUAAACUUUGAGUUAAAGAAUUUGUAUAAUUGCUUUGUAAACAACUGAAAUUCUACAUAUAAAUUUAUCUAAUUGCUGACUUCCUUAAAUCUAUCAUAUUGGUUUUCUUUCUGCAUUUAAAAACUAUUUAAGUACUUAUGUAUAAAAUGGGAGACGUUUAUAAAUAGAAAAAUACUAUCAAAAUGA
Molecule: messenger RNA, 2218 nt
Organism: Oxyura jamaicensis (ruddy duck)
Lineage: Eukaryota; Metazoa; Chordata; Aves; Anseriformes; Anatidae
Gene: BMP3
Product: bone morphogenetic protein 3
Exons: 5
Coding region: 105-1697 (530 amino acids)
Biological process (GO): osteoblast differentiation; SMAD protein signal transduction; BMP signaling pathway
Cellular component (GO): extracellular region
Molecular function (GO): cytokine activity; growth factor activity
Source: RefSeq, a predicted model, not a curated record